CUUUAAACUGUCAAACUGUUGGACGGCUAAUAAUUUCAAUAAGGACUAAUUUCGUUCAGGCAGUUUUCUAGUCAGCUGCUUCCGGGGGUCCUCGUGAUGUAAACAAGGGUCCUCCCACCAAAGAUGGAGCCGAGCUACACAAUGGUAACCUGACAGAGAGAGAGAGACGAUUUACAUCAAACAUGAAAAUACCGAAGAGGAAACUAUUCCUUCUGAUUAUUUUUGCGUACGUUGCGUUUUCACUCUACGCUGCGUACAAUGUUUUCUUCAGCACCAAGGUGAUCUCCCGCGUGCACAGGGUGGUGAAGAAGGAGACAGGAGCACCGUCCGGUGGGGUCAGAGAUGGCGGUGCUGCUCCGUUUUUAGCCGACGAUUGGAAUCCGUGGGAGGACGAGCAGGUGGAGUACAACUCGGCUUUGAACAAGAAGCGAGAGGCCUUCAAGCAACACCUGAGCCGAGUCGACAAGAACAAACCGAAAAGAUUCAAGGUCCAAAUCUGGGGGAAAGCAGCCGUAGGGCUUUACCUUUGGGAACAUAUUCUAGAGGGACCCCUCAACCCCACUGACAAGGUGGCACAAUGGAGAGAGGGAGAGCUGCAGGCAGGAAAGAUCGACUUCAGUUUCUACACAGGUCCUGCUGUCGUCCAGGGCCACGUCCCUCUAGAUAUGAACAGCCUGGUUGUGGUUCUGAACGGCCGCGAGCAGCAGAAGGUGUCGUACUCCACACGCUGGUUGGAGCAUGUCCAGGCUCUGGUGCAGUCCCACACAGUGGCACAUGUGGCCGUGGUCCUGCUGGGUAACGAGCACUGCAACAACGGCUGGAUCGGCCCCUACUUAAAGCGGAACGGUGGAUUUGUGGAGCUGCUGUUUGUGGUGUACGACAGCCCCUGGAUCAACGACAAGGACGUCUUCCAGUGGCCUCUCGGUGUCGCCACGUACAGACAGUUCCCGAUGAUCAGGCCUAACACUCAGCUGAUCACCUCCAACAGACCAUACCUCUGUAACUUUCUAGGAACUGUUUACAAAAACUCGUCCAGGGAAACUCUCAUGACGGUGCUGAAACAAUCGGGUCUGGAGAAAGAAUGCAUCACCACAGCCAGGGAGAAGUGGCUCCCUCAGGAGACGGCCGACAGUCUGAGGAGUUAUCAAACAGCGUUGGCGCAGAGCGAGCUCACCCUGUGCCCGGUCGGGAUCAACACAGAGUGCUACCGUAUCUACGAGGCGUGCUCGUACGGCUCCGUGCCCGUGGUGGAGGACGUCCUGACGCCCGGGACGUGUGCGGCCGGUCCCAGCUCCCCUCUGCGUCUGCUCAAAGCCGCCGGGGCACCCUUCGUCUUCAUCAGUGACUGGAAGGAGCUGCCGGCCAUCUUGGAGCGGGAGCGAGGGAUGAGCCAGGAGCAGAGGGUGGACAGGAGGAGGAGGCUGCUCGAGUGGUACGCAGGUUUCCGUCAGCAGAUGAAGGAGAGGUUCACCGAGGUCAUCGAGGAGACCUUCUUCAAAAGCGUCUGACUGUGAUGGCGCUUCACAAACCUUUACGCAGGGGUCGAUGUUCCAUAGUAGUUUAAAUUAUUUUGUGGAUUGUGGAGAAAUGUGACUUACUACUGGUGUAAUGAACAUGAUUGAAUCUGUGUAUUAAUCCUGUGCUGGUCAUGUCUGUCGUGAUGAAGCUGCUGUGAGAGGUCCUUAAAGGGACUAUAUUUAUUAUCGUCAUGUUUACAAUGGUGGAAUGUGCAGCUCUUUUAGAAACGAUGAACUGCCUUUGCAUUUUAAAGUGUUAUUAACUCAGCUGUGUUUUAUAUCUGUUUGUAUGCACUAAACAUUCGGCGCCGGUUUUAUCGAGGGCCUCGUGGCUAAAUGGUGAGUAGAGACGUGUUGUUUGGUGAGCAGCUUGAAAAGGAACGUCGUUGCUGUGGCAUGAUUUACUGAUCGAAACUGUUUCUUUGUUUCUGUUCUGUGCUGCAUGGAUCCUUUUUAGAGAAAGUGCAAUAAAAGAAAGCCGACUGUUGCAGUAAAGAGAA
This is a messenger RNA of Labrus mixtus (cuckoo wrasse), 2017 nucleotides long. It is a transcript of the gene rxylt1, whose product is annotated as ribitol xylosyltransferase 1. Gene Ontology annotation, cellular component: Golgi apparatus. The transcript has 6 exons. The record is from RefSeq and is a predicted model, not a curated record. Bases 183 to 1508 code for a protein of 441 amino acids. Gene Ontology annotation, molecular function: ribitol beta-1,4-xylosyltransferase activity. Lineage: Eukaryota; Metazoa; Chordata; Actinopteri; Labriformes; Labridae. Gene Ontology annotation, biological process: protein O-linked glycosylation via mannose.